Engraulis encrasicolus (European anchovy) is the source of this 5173-nucleotide messenger RNA. RefSeq names its product protein tyrosine phosphatase receptor type T (gene ptprt). The transcript is spliced from 37 exons. The record is from RefSeq and is a predicted model, not a curated record. Bases 32 to 4591 code for a protein of 1519 amino acids. Gene Ontology annotation, cellular component: membrane. Gene Ontology annotation, molecular function: protein tyrosine phosphatase activity; protein binding. Gene Ontology annotation, biological process: protein dephosphorylation. Lineage: Eukaryota; Metazoa; Chordata; Actinopteri; Clupeiformes; Engraulidae.
GCGGCGAGCAUGUAAAAUAAUCUCCGCGAAAAUGGACAAAGGGAAAUACUUCUACGUCUUCGUUGUGCUUUCGCAAGUACUGGGAUUAUCAUGCGGUCAGUUCUUUCCAGGCAGCUGCACUUUUGAGGAGAACUACAACAACUGUGGCUACAGCGUGGCCCUGGGUACCACGGGCUUCGCCUGGGAGCAAGUCAACACCUUCGAGAAGCCCACCAUGGACGCCAUCCCCACAGGGUCCUUCAUGGUGGUGAACGCUUCGGGACGUGCCUCGGGCCAGAAGGCCCACCUGCUGCUGCCCACUCUGAAGGAGAACGACACCCACUGCAUCGACUUCCACUACUCGCUAUCCAGCCGCGACGGCGCCAGCCCCGGCUCGCUCAACGUCUACAUCAAGGUGGACGGCGGUUCCCAGGGCAACCCCGUGUGGAACGCUUCCACGGUGACCGAGGGCUGGGCCAAGGCCGAGCUGGCUAUCAGCACCUUCUGGCCCAACUCCUACCAGGUGAUAUUCGAGGCGGUGUCUGUUCAGGGUCGUCCCGGUUUCCUGGCGGUGGACGAGGUGCACGUGCAGGCCCACCCAUGCCGAAACGCGCCGCACUUCCUGCGUCUGCAGAGCGUGGAGGUGAACGUGGGGCAGAACGCCACCUUCCAGUGCAUCGCGGGGGGCAAGUGGUCCCAUUACGACAAGCUUUGGCUGCAGCAAUGGAACGGCAAGGACACGGCGUUGAUGCUGACGCGCAUGGUGAACCAGCGUCGCUUCUCGGCCACGGUGAGCGUGGCGGACACGUCCCAGCGCGGCAUCAGCAAGUACCGCUGCGUCAUCCGCUCCGACGGCGGCUCCGGCGUCUCCAACUACGCAGAGCUCAUCGUCAAAGCUCCUCCGACGCCCAUCGCGCCCCCCGAGCUGCUGGCCGUCGGCGCCACCUACCUGUGGAUCAAGCCCAACGCCAACUCCAUCAUCGGCGACGGGCCCAUAAUGCUGAAGGAGGUGGAGUACCGGACCACCAAGGGCAACUGGGCCGAGACGCACAUCGUGGACUCGCCCACCUACAAACUAUGGCACCUGGACCCAGAUGUGGAGUACGAGAUCAAGGUGCUGCUGACCCGGCCCGGGGAGGGGGGCACGGGACCGCCCGGACCGCCCCUCAUUACGCGCACCAAGUGCGCAGACCCGGUGCACGGGCCGCAGAACGUGAACGUGGUGGACAUCCGCGCCCGGCAGCUGACCCUGCAGUGGGACGCGUUUGGGUACGCGGUGACGCGCUGCCACAGCUUCAACCUGACGGUGCAGUACCAGUACGCCUUCAACCAGCAGGAGUUCGCGGCCGAGGAGCUCAUCCAGACGUCCACGCACUACACGCUGCGCGGGCUGCGACCCUUCGUCACCGUCAAGCUGCGGCUGGUGCUGGCCAACCCUGAGGGGAGCAAGGAGAGCGAGGAGAUCGUCAAGCAGACCGAGGAGGACGUGCCUGGUCCGGUUCCCAUGGAGUCCAUCCAGACUGGCCCGUACGAAGAGAAGAUCUACAUGCAGUGGAAGGCUCCCAACGAGACCAACGGGGUCAUCACUCUUUACGAGAUCACCUUCAAGGCCCUGAACUCGCUGGACCCCAGUGCGGACCUCACCACGCAGCACGGCCGCGUCUUCAAGCUGCGCAACGAGACGCACCACCUGUUCGUGGGCCUGUACCCCGGCACCACCUACUUCUUCACCCUCAAGGCCAGCACCAGCAAGGGCUUCGGCCCCCCCGUCACCACCCGAGUCACCACCAAGAUAGCACCUCCCCAGAUGCCCGAGUACGAGACGGACAUGCUGCUGAACGAGACGGACACCACCAUCACCGUACUCCUCAAGCCCGCCCAGUCCAGGGGUGCUCCUAUCAGUGCGUACCAGGUGGUGGUGCAGGAGGAGCGGAAGCAGAAGGUGCGUCGUCGUCGCGCGGCGGAGGCGGUGGAGUGCUUCGACAGGCCCGUCAGCUACCGCAACGCCUCCAUCCUCAACUCCGCCCACUACUUCGCCGCCGAGCUACCGCCCACCACCGUGGCCGCCACCCACUCCUUCACCAUCGGCGACAACAAGACCUACAACGGCUUCUGGAACGCCCCGCUGUCGCCCGCCAAGAGCUACAGCAUCUACUACCAGGCCCUGUGCAAAGCCAAUGGGGAAACCAAAAUCAACUGUGUGCGGCUGGCUACUAAAGUGGUAAUAGGUAGGGGACAAAUAACCACGCCGUACAUACUUGUCAUCCCCAGUGAAGGGGCCUCCACUCAGAACUCCAACGCGGUGGAGCCGGAGAAGCAGGUGGACAGCACCGUCAAGAUGGCCGGCGUCAUCGCGGGCAUCCUCAUGUUUGUCAUCAUCCUGCUGGGCGUCGUGCUGACCUUCAAGAGAAGGGAGUUACACUCCUGGAGAACCCUAAGCGUGGGAAGAAAUGCCUAUUCCUACUCUUACUACCUGAAACUGGCUAAGAAGCAGAAGGAGACGGCCAGCAGCAGUACGCAGCAGAGGGAGAUGGGCCCGGUGGGCACGGCCGAUAAGAGCACCGCCAAGGUCAGCACCCUGCACAAGGACGACCCCUUCUCCACCAGCAACCAGGACCUCAACGGCUUCUCCUCCUCCUCCCCUUGUUCCUUCUCCGUCCAAGGAAGCAAAACUCUUCAAAGCAAGACUCUUGUCAACUCCUACUACUCAGUCUCCAAAGAGCCUGUUCCGGCGACCGCAUCUUUAGGUAACAGCCACAGUGAGCUGACCCAGCCCUCCAUGACCAUCCAGACGUACCCGUACGGCGGCUGCGAGUCGGUGGAGAUGUCCUACCAGCCGGGCCAGAUCCAGCCGGCCAUCCGCGUGGCCGACCUGCUGCAGCACAUCACACAGAUGAAAUGCGGCCAGGGCUACGGCUUCAAGGAGGAGUACGAGGGUCUGGCUGAGGGACAGACGGCGCCCUGGGAGACGGCCAAGAAGGAUGAAAACCGCAACAAGAACCGCUACGGGAACAUCAUUGCUUACUUGUCUUGUUUUCCCACAUUUGACCCCACAGAUGAUCAGACUCGGGUCCGCCUGCAACCGUUGGAUGGAGACCCCCACUCCGACUACAUCAACGCCAACUACAUUGACGGUUACCACAGACCAAGGCACUACAUCGCAACUCAAGGACCUAUGCAGGAAACAGUGAGAGAUUUCUGGCGGAUGAUUUGGCAGGAGAACUCCGGCAGCAUCGUCAUGGUUACCAACUUGGUUGAAGUGGGCAGGGUGAAGUGUGUGCGCUACUGGCCCGACGAGACGGAGGUCUACGGCGACAUCAAGGUGACGCUAAUCGAGACGGAGCCGCUGGCAGAAUAUGUCAUCCGCACCUUCACCGUGCAGAAGAAGAGUCAUCAUGAGAUCCGUGAGAUCCGCCAGUUCCACUUCACCAGCUGGCCGGACCACGGCGUGCCCUGCUACGCCACCGGGCUGCUGGGCUUCGUGCGCCAGGUCAAGUUCCUCAACCCUCCAGACGCCGGGCCUAUCGUGGUCCACUGCAGUGCGGGUGCUGGGCGUACGGGCUGCUUCAUCGCGGUGGACAUCAUGCUGGACAUGGCGGAGAACGAGGGCGUGGUGGACAUCUUCAACUGCAUCCGAGAGCUGCGCUCACAGAGGGUCAACAUGGUGCAGACCGAGGAGCAGUAUGUGUUUGUCCACGACGCCAUCUUGGAGGCGUGUCUGUGCGGAAACACGGCCAUCCCAGUGUGUGAAUUCAGAGCCAUAUACUACAACAUCAGCAGAAUAGACCCACAGACCAACUCCAGCCAAAUCAAAGACGAGUUUCAGACAUUGAACAUCGUGACCCCGCGGGUGCGCCCUGAGGACUGCAGUGUGGGCUUGUUGCCGCGUAACCACGAUAAGAACCGCAGCAUGGACGUGCUGUCGGCCGACCGCUGCCUGCCGUUCCUCAUCUCCGUCGACGGCGAGUCCAGCAACUACAUUAACGCAGCACUCAUGGACAGCCAUAAGCAGCCGGCGGCCUUCAUCGUGACGCAGCACCCGCUGCCCAACACCGUGGCCGACUUCUGGAGGCUGGUGUUCGACUACAACUGCUCCUCCAUCGUCAUGCUCAACGAGAUGGACGCCGCACAGCUCUGCAUGCAGUACUGGCCAGAGAAGAGCUCCUGUUGCUAUGGCCCCAUCCAGGUGGAGUUCAUCUCGGCCGACAUCGACGAGGACAUCAUCAACCGCAUCUUCAGGAUCUGCAACAUGGCGCGGCCCCAGGACGGCUACCGGCUGGUGCAGCAUUUCCAGUUCCUGGGCUGGCCUGCGUACCGCGACACGCCGCUCUCCAAGCGCUCCAUACUGCAGCUGGUGAGGCGGCUGGCCAAGUGGCAGGAGCAGUACGACGGCGGGGACGGACGCACCGUGGUGCACUGCCUGACGGGCGGCGGCCGCAGCGGAACCUUCUGUGCCAUCUGCAGCAUCACGGAGAUGAUCCAGCAGCAGAACAUUGUAGACGUGUUCCACACCGUCAAGACCCUGAGGAACAACAAGUCCAACAUGGUCGAGACGAUGGAGCAGUACCGGUUUUGCUAUGAGGUGGCGCUAGAGAGUCUCAAUGCUUUCUGAGCGUCUGUAAAAGAGAGUUGCAGAAGAAGAAGUGGAGCACCUCCUUCAUGAUGGACAGUCAGAAGUUGUACAAAAAACACACUGAAGAAGCUUCAGCUCACAGAAACUGUACAAAAUAGAGAUACCACGCUCCUGUUUGAGGGGACGUGGCUUUGGAUUUUAUUGUUGCAAGAAAAAAAAGAAUCUUCAUCAGCUACGAAGACAAAAAAAAUACAAACCUUUCAAAAGGAAAAGAGGACACUACACUUCUUUUUUUUCUUCUCUUUUUGUCUAUGUCCAGCAUCCACGUGUAUUCUGGACUAGUGAUGUGAUGAUAUUGUACAGUACUUUUUAGAUAUAUACCUUGAAUGUUCCCAUCUGUGUAAAGGAAAACUAGACUACUGACAAAAAGUGUAUACAUGACCAUGAGAAAACGCUCUGGAUGUGACAGUGGGGUGAACCAAAUAGACUAUAACUGAGCGGUGUACAGCUUCCUAUGGGGAAAUUUUAAAAAGGCUCGUUUAAAAAAUUGAAGUGAAGAAAGGGGGGAAAAAAACAUGCCUAAUCACAAAUAUUUUUGUUAUUAUAAUGCUUCUGUGGUUC